AUGGAUCGCGCGCGGAGGCACGAGUUGCGAGAGCUAAACGAGCGAGCCUGGAAUGGAGAAAAGGAUCUUUUCCCCGUUAACAGCUCCCUCGACUCGACUAUGAAAAAGAACACCGCGUUCAUCAAACGUUUACGUACCGCCAUCUCCCCUGGAACUCUCAACACGUUCCUGCAAGAAAUCAAGACCGUUAGCUUGUCCAAAUACCUCUCCGAGAUCGUCUCGGCAUGUCACGAAGGACUGUGCAGGCUCAAGUCGCCUGGUGAAAUUGAAGCAGGGGUGGAAAUUGUCAGCGCUUUGCAUCAGCGCUUCGGCCCUGCGGACUUCACCUCGUACCUGGGCUGGUUUCUUGGGAGAUCGAUGUCCACCCCCGACAAGAGCGUUCUGAAGACGUUAUCUCCGGAAGCAAGAGAAAAGGAGGAAAAGGAUAGGCUGGUCCGACAACGCGUUCUUCUUCGGGUCGUCACCGAAUUGUGGCUUGUCGAUAUCCUACGCACACUCGACGACAUCAAGCGGCCGGACGAUGCCACAAAUGGAACCACAGGGAAACAUGUUGAGGUGAAAUCUCGCGCGUCUGCUAAAGGAGGAGUUGCCGAGCCGUUUCCGCUCGAAGUUCUGAAGGACCUCCUUGGCCACGACCGUGAGCACGCGAACCUGCCGCUGCUUGUUGUCUUCAUCAAAGCAUUCAGCUGGGACGUUCUCGGCGUCAGAGCGGCCGGUUCCGAGGGCCGGAAGACUGUCGAGGAGGAUGGCGCUACCAAGAGUGGAGGUGCCACCGAGGACCAAGAAGGAGAUUCCGAACCAACAUCCACGGACCCCCCCUCCACCCCACCCGAGCUGCAAGAGCGCUUUCGGAACGUGUUGAAACGCUACUUUGAGGACGUUAAGGGCCACCUGGUCCGAGACCAAAAGGCCAUCUACAACCAGUCGCGCAAGAACGCCGAAGCUUACGUCAAGUCGGGCGAGGUGUUUGAGGACCGCCAAGCCAACUUCGAAAAACAAGUCAAGGCCCAAGAGCGCCUUGUGGCCAACGCCCAGGUUAUCGCAGACACUAUUGGCGCCGAAAUGCCGGAGCUGAAGGACAGCGACGAUGCAUCUGGUGGGGCAAACGGGUCGAUUGGUAUUGUCAAGACUGGGGAAUACCUGCGUGGUCAAGGAGACGGUUCCGGGAUCUGGGAAGAUGAGGAAGAGCGUCGCUUUUACGAAAACCUCGUUGAUCUCAAGGGCAAGGUUCCUGGUAUCCUUCUCGAAGAGGUGAAGAAAAAAAAGCCUGAAGACGAGCAGGUUGGCAAGAAGAUUGACCCGGCAGAGCUUUCGGAGGCUUUCAAACCGGCCGAUACUGCUGCCGACGAUCAGUCAGUAGCUAUUGCGAACAAGACGAUCGGAGCCCAGGUCGACGCAUUGCUUUCUCGUCUUCCGGACCUCACAAGCAAAGAAGCCAUAGACCAGACAGCUAUCGACUUUUGCUACCUCAACUCCAAGGCCUCGAGGAACCGCCUGGUCAAGGCCUUGACUGAUGUUCCCAAGGGCCGUGGCGACCUUCUUCCUUGCUGGGCGAGACUCGUUGCCACCCUCGGCCAAUAUAUGAUGGACAUCCCAAAAGGCCUCGUGGAGUAUCUGGACGCUGAAUUCCGCAGCCUGCAGCGCCGCAAGGAGAAGGAGUUCCUUGGGCAAGUGAGGUUAAGUAACAUCCGUUAUCUCGCCGAGCUCACAAAGUUCGGUAUUGUUCCCGAGCAUGUUGUUUUCCACUGCCUCAAGGUUAGUUUGGAUGACUUCUCUCGUGUGAACAUCGAAAUUAUCUGCAACCUGCUUGAGAACUGCGGUCGCUAUCUCCUACGGAACCCAGAGACUUCGCCUCGCAUGUCGACCUUCCUCGAAACUCUUCAACGUAAGAAGUCCGUUCAGCACAUUGGGCCGGCCGAGCGGAUGCUCAUUGAAAAUGCCGUCUACUACGUCGACCCGCCCCAGCGCCCAGCGAUCGAGCAGAAGGAGAGAACACCCAUACAACUCUUCAUUCGCAAGCUUGCCUACUCAGACUUGACCAAACGGAACUACAGCAAGGUCCUGAGACAGAUCAGACGGCUCCAUUGGGAAGAAAAGGAGGUUGUGUCAGUCCUCCAUAAGGUCUUUGAGAAGCCAGGAAAGGUCAAGUUUGGCAAUAUCCACCUCCUUGCUAUCUUGUUGAGUGCCAUCAACAGGUAUCACCCCGCGUUUGUUAUUGGGGUGAUUGACUCGGUGAUUGAGUCCAUUGCGUUUGGGCUUGAACAGAAUGACUUCAAGUUUAAUCAACGCCGUAUUGCUGAGGUGAAGUAUUUGGGAGAGCUCUACAACUACCGGAUGCUAGAACAUCCCGUAAUCUUCGAUGUCAUGUACAAGAUCAUGACCUUUGGUCACGGUGGGCCGCCGAUGCCCGGCCGCAUCAACCCCUUCGAUCAGCCUGACGACUUCUUUCGCAUCCGCCUCAUUUCCACUAUCCUCGAGACCUGUGGGAUGUUCUUCAACAAAGGUGCUGCGGGCAAGAAGUUGGACUACUUCCUUUCUUUCUUCCAGUAUUACAUAUACACCAAGAACCCGUUGCCGAUGGAUAUUGAAUUCCUUGUACAAGACAUUUUUGCUUUGACAAGACCUCAAUGGAAAGUAGCAUCCAACAUCGAAGAGGCCACUAAGGUGUUCCAGUUGGCUAUGGUACAGGACCAGAAGACUUCUGGAAUGGACAAGGUCUUAGAGCAAGAUGAUGAAACGAGUGGGGCAUCUAGCGAUGACGAAGCUGCCGGCGACCAUGAUGAUGAUGAAGACUCAGCUUCAGAGGAUGGAGAUGCUGAGGUUGAUGACGCCGAACAGGACCCAUCCUACGACGCAAGCGAGUCUGAUGAAGAAGAAGCGAUUGUUGUCACCAGGGAGGAAGAGCGUAUUGAUCCCGAAGAUGAGGCCGACUUCGACCGUGAGUAUGCGAAGAUCAUGGCAGAGAGCUUUGAGACGCGCAAGUUUCAACCGAAGCAACAAUUUGACCUCCCGCUCCCUGUCCGGACCAAGGCACGCGAGGCUGCGGCCAGCGGUGAGACUGCGGAAACCGGGCAGGCCAUUCCGGCUGGGACAAUGGCCUUCUCGCUCUUGACAAAAAGGGGUAACCGUCAGCAGACUCGCACCGUUGAAUUGCCCUCGGACUCUAACUUCGCCGUGGCCAUGAUCAACCAGCGACAAGCGGCAAAGGAGGAACAACAGCGCAUCAAGAACUUAGUGCUGAACUAUGACCUCCGGGAGAAUGAUGAGAAUGAUGGCAAUGAAAAGGUGCCCACCCAUCACCAUCAUAAUCGGCUCGACCCUCGAUCUGGCAAGGACCGCGGACAACGGGUUCGCAAACUGCAACUCAGCGAUGUUGACUGGUAUGACACCCCUGAAAGACAGUGCCCUUAA
Molecule: messenger RNA, 3411 nt
Organism: Dichotomopilus funicola
Lineage: Eukaryota; Fungi; Ascomycota; Sordariomycetes; Sordariales; Chaetomiaceae
Product: armadillo-type protein
Exons: 7
Coding region: 1-3411 (1136 amino acids)
Biological process (GO): nuclear-transcribed mRNA catabolic process, nonsense-mediated decay
Cellular component (GO): cytoplasm; exon-exon junction complex
Molecular function (GO): RNA binding; protein binding
Source: RefSeq, a predicted model, not a curated record